Molecule: messenger RNA, 1276 nt
Organism: Aspergillus pseudonomiae
Lineage: Eukaryota; Fungi; Ascomycota; Eurotiomycetes; Eurotiales; Aspergillaceae
Product: NAD(P)/FAD-dependent oxidoreductase
Exons: 1
Coding region: 55-1269 (404 amino acids)
Biological process (GO): aerobic electron transport chain
Molecular function (GO): NAD(P)H dehydrogenase (quinone) activity
Source: RefSeq, a predicted model, not a curated record
GGAACACUAGCUAUCCCCUGCCAAAGUUUCUAUCAAGAUCACGAACCACUCAAGAUGCAGAGGAUAGUGGUUAUCGGAACAGGCUUUGCCGGAAUGUGGAGCGCCCUCGCUGCCAUGCGGUUGAUAGACCUCAACGGAGGGAAAGCUGCCGGUAUUGAAGUGACUGUAGUAUCACCAGAGCCAACACUAGUCAUACGUCCACGAUUGUACGAACCAGACGCAAAAAGCAUGAGUGCUCCACUUGAGGAUCUAUUCCGUGUCACAGGUAUCCAGUUUGUCAAAGGCACCGUCGAGACAAUCUGCGUUCCGCAACGCCUGGUGAAGAUUGUGGACCAGGCCGGAGUGUGCUCAACCCUUUCCUACGACCGGCUCGUGCUGGCAGCCGGCAGCCACUUGAGACGUCCGAAUAUCCCAGGGCUUCGUGAGCACUCAUUCAGCAUCGACCAAAUCGGCGAAGCGGCAGAGUUUGAGGCUCAUCUGCACAGUCUGGCCGCGCGUCCUCCUAGCCCGGCUCGCAAUACAGUUGUCAUCGGAGGCGGCGGUUUCACGGGUAUUGAGAUCGCAGCUGAGCUUCCAAGCCGCUUACGUUCGAUCCUCGGUCAGGAUGCGGAGGUUCGCGUCGUCAUUAUCGAACAGGCAACCGAAAUUGGGCCCGAACUAGGAGCCAACCCACGACCAGUUAUUGUCCAAGCUCUCGCAGAGCAAGGGGUAGAAACGAAGCUGGGGGAGGCAGUUAUGUCAGUGGACGACAAAGGUGUGGUGACUACCAGCGGCGAGCGCAUCGAUUCCCUCACGGUCCUCUGGACGGCCGGAGUAGAAGCUACCCCGUUGACCCAACAAAUACCAGGCGUGAAAGACAAACUUGGUCGUCUCCACGUCGAUGCAGAUCUGCGUGUCCCAUCCGCGAAGGAGAUCUUCGUCGCAGGUGAUGCAGCCUUGGCUGAGACAGAUAACAACGGCCACUAUGCAAUGAUGUCCUGUCAGCAUGCCUUGCGCCUUGGCCGCUUUGCCGGACACAAUGCUGCUGCUGAUCUGCUGAACGUUGCGGCGAAACCCUACUCUCAACCUACUUAUGGAACGUGCCUUGAUCUGGGGCCAUGGGGAGCAGUUGUCACUGAGGGUUGGGAGCGCACGGUUAGGUUCAAAGCAUCCGUGGCUAAACCGAUAAAGGAGAACAUUAACCGCGUCGUGAUAUAUCCACCUAGUGCGAAUCGUGCUGAAGCGUUUGCUGCUGCUGACCCGGAGUGCCCUGGUCCCGUUUUGACUUAAUAUUGCC